Thalassophryne amazonica is the source of this 1984-nucleotide messenger RNA. RefSeq names its product E3 ubiquitin/ISG15 ligase TRIM25-like. Gene Ontology annotation, molecular function: protein binding. The record is from RefSeq and is a predicted model, not a curated record. NCBI's taxonomy places the organism in Eukaryota, Metazoa, Chordata, Actinopteri, Batrachoidiformes, Batrachoididae.
CGCGGGGAAGUGGGCGGGGUGACAUCGCGGAAAAAGCGAACGUGGUCCCGCCUCCAUCACAACGCCACACCGACCGGAAUCUUCACGGAGGCGCAGCGAGAAAGAAACACCGGCAGAAGGAGCUCCGGAGGCGCCGGAGAGAUGGCCCAUGCCAACAUCUCGGUGACGGAGAGACAGUUCCGGUGUCCCAUCUGCCUGGACAUCCUGAAGGACCCGGUGUCCAUCCCGUGCGGACACACCUACUGCAUGGCGUGCGUCAGCGGCUACUGGGACCAGGCGGAGUCCGGACACUUCAGCUGCCCGCAGUGCCGGGAGGCGUUCAGCCCGCGGCCGGUGCUGCGCCGGAACACGGUGCUGGCCGAGGUGGUGGACAAGCUGAAGGUGAGCGAGGCGGUGACGGCGCCGCCGGAGCUCUACCUGGGCGGAGCCGGCGAGGUUCCUUGCGACUUCUGCCCGGCAGAGGGCAGGCUGCGGGCGGUGCGCUCGUGCCUGGUCUGCCUGGCCUCCUUCUGUGAGCCGCACGUGCUGCCGCACCGGGAGGUGAGCACGCUGCGGCGGCACAAGCUGGUGGAGGCGGUGGACAGUCUGUCGGAGCGGCUGUGCGCGCAGCACCGCCUCGGCCUGGAGCCGGAGGGCGGCGGCGGCGGUGGAGCCGAGUGGUGCGGAGACUGUCUGCUGUGCGAGGCCGACCGGGAGGAGGCGCACGGAACCGAGGCGCAGAGAGCCAGGAGACAGGUGCAGCUCCAGGAGUCUCAGAAGAUGGUUCAGGGAAGGAUCCAGAGUGGGGAGAGAGAGCUAGAGGAGUUUCAACAAAACCUGGAGACCCUGAAGGUGUCGGCCUCAGCUGUCCUGGAGGACAGUGAGGCUCUGUUUGCUGAUAUGGCUCUACGUCUGGAGAAAACCAAGGCAGAGGUUCGUGCAAGGCUGGAGGCGAGGGAGAGAGCUUUGGUGGGAAGAGCCGAACGAGACAUCGAGAUGCUUGAAAAAGUGGAGGAGCUGAAGAAGAGAGACGAUGAGUUCAGUCAGCUUCUGCAAAUGGAGGACAACGCCCAUUUUCUACAGGUGGCUCCCCUGCUGUGCAUCCCUCUGACCACCAGUCGGCACUCCAGAUCCCCGAGUCUGCCCGUAGAGACCUUCAGCGCCGCCAGAGGAGCGCUGUGCCACCUCCGCAGCCGCAUAGAGGAGGUCUGCAGGGAGGAGGUGGACAAGAUCAGCCGUGCAGUUAACGAGAACUAUGUGUCCGGUGGAGAGUGUGCAAAAGGUGGUGGAAGAGCGGAGAUGCCCAAACCUCAGCAAACGAAACCUAAACUGUCUCGGUGGUUUAAUCCCAUGAGGGCGGCGCCGGCGUCAUUUUUGCUGUCAUCUUUGUCUCUGCAGCCGGGAGAUCAGAGGAUGAGAGCGGCUUUUCUCAGGUAUUCAUGUCAUCUGUCCUUUGACCUUGACACGGCUCACCCAACCCUGGUUCUGCUUGAGGCGCUCCAGGGGGCGCACUGCGGUGAGGAGCCACAGCCGUACCCCCCUCACCCUCAGCGCUUUGACUCUGUCGCACAGGUCCUCUGCAAGGAGGGCCAGAUGGGCACCGCCAGCUACUGGGAGGUGGAGUGGCGUGGUGGAGGUUGGGUCGACAUCGGCGUUACCUACCGCGGCAUCGGACGUAAGGGCGGUGGAAAGCCCUGUCUGCUGGGACGCAAUGAGAACUCAUGGCGGCUUAGGUGUACACACACUGGGUAUGCUGCCUGGCACAACAACCGAAAGACCACGGUGGCUGCGCCACCCUGCCCCAGGAUCGGAGUGUUGCUGGAGCGCCACAAGGGGGCGCUGACCUUCUACAGUGUUUCGGACACAGUGCUGCUGCUCCACACUUUCCGCUGUCCAUUCACUCAGCCGCUUUAUCCGGCCUUCCGCCUGGACCUGGACUCCACCCUAUUGCUCUGUCCUCAUGAGGGAAGAAACCCGACCUAGCCCUGCCCCCCAUGUCCCAACA